CGUGGUCGUUCAUGAACCAGAAGCUUUAAACCAGGUCUUCCAAAAAGGAAAGGAUAGAUGGUAUGGACAUGGACAACUGUUACAAAAACACACAUUCAGAGUCAGAUCAUGAUCCAUUAGGAGACAGUUUUAGCAUUGGCAUCGUAGCUGUACUUGGAGGUAGAUAAUCAGCUCAAAUCGUGUAAUUGAAGAGAAGAUAAUGGAUAUUGGUGAAUUCAACAAGAGGUACCCUCAUGAUCAUAAGAAGCAAUUGCUUGACGACGACGAUGACGAAGACGAUGACGACGACGACCAUCAGGUGGAGGGCACUAGUGCUCCCGCUACCUCUUCUUCUUCCUCUUCUUGGAGGAUCAGGAGAAGUACUGGUAGUACAAGUGACAAUCUCGUUUCACCCCACAAAAACAAAUUAGUAGAUCAUGAAGACAGUGAUGAAGAUCUUUUCACGGUUCCGGAUGUAGAAGCUCGACCACCGGCGGAGUCUGCUGCUGCUGCUGGUGGUGGUAAUAAUACUACUACUUACAAUAAUAAGAACAUUAAUUCUAAUAAUCCAGAGGUUCAAUCCGCCGCCGCAGCGGCAUCAGCAGCAGCAGGGAGUAAUAAACGCCAUAGAGGACGAAACCCUGUUGACAAAGAAUAUAGAAGGCUCAAGAGCAGAUUGCUAAGGAACAGGGUCUCAGCCCAACAAGCUCGAGAAAGGAAGAAGGUUUACGUCAAUGACUUGGAAUCAAGAGCCAAAGAAUUGCAGGAAAUGAAUACCAAAUUAGAGGAGAAGAUUUCCACCUUGACCAAUGAAAACACCAUGCUUCGGAAGGUCCUCAUGAAUACCAGGCCUAAGGUUGAUGAAAGCAUGGAGCAAAAGCAGUAACAGCUGGGCAAAAGCUGAAAAUGCAUCGCCUCCUAUGAUCAGAUUGAUGUAUAAUAUCGCCAGUGAUCUUGCCAGCUGCUUAUGCAUGGCGAAUACUUAAAUAGCAUAUGCACUUCCACGAAAAUAUAUACAGUCGAGGCUGAUUUUGAAGUGGUUAAAUCUUUUCUAGACGAAUGGCUGCUCAGUUUAAGGCCCCAAGAAAUAAAAAUAAAAAUGAGCGUGUCUAUCUAUAUAUUUAUGUAUUCAGUCAAUUUAUGGCAGCCAUGCAUGGAUAUUUUUCAGGCGGCUUUGCAUCCAAAUCAUGUGGCUUACUGAAUAUUAAGUCAUGUAAACUCAUAGGUCAUUUUAAUUGCCGAAGUUAUA
This is a messenger RNA of Populus euphratica (Euphrates poplar), 1228 nucleotides long. It is a transcript of the gene HYH, whose product is annotated as HY5-homolog. Gene Ontology annotation, biological process: regulation of photomorphogenesis; positive regulation of transcription by RNA polymerase II; response to far red light. Gene Ontology annotation, molecular function: DNA-binding transcription factor activity, RNA polymerase II-specific. Gene Ontology annotation, cellular component: nucleus. The record is from RefSeq and is a predicted model, not a curated record. The transcript has 4 exons. Bases 200 to 865 code for a protein of 221 amino acids. Lineage: Eukaryota; Viridiplantae; Streptophyta; Magnoliopsida; Malpighiales; Salicaceae.